Phalaenopsis equestris is the source of this 3428-nucleotide messenger RNA. RefSeq lists its product as uncharacterized. The transcript is spliced from 5 exons. NCBI's taxonomy places the organism in Eukaryota, Viridiplantae, Streptophyta, Magnoliopsida, Asparagales, Orchidaceae. The record is from RefSeq and is a predicted model, not a curated record. The coding region runs from base 512 to 3127 and encodes 871 amino acids.
UGGAAAUCAAAGUUUGGAGGUGGGCAAAGGCAUGGAAUAGAAGACCGGAUGUUGACAAAGUUCCUGUCACAUUUCUCAGAAGGUCGUUCGUUCUAGUGUGAGAGAGAUAGAGGGGAGAGAGAGAGAGAGAGAGAGAGAGAGAGAGAGAGAGAGAGAGGAGAUAUUCUUCUCUCUCCGAGACUAACGAAUCUUCCCCACCGUGAUGAAAAUCUCAACCUUCUUGCCAUUGUAAAUCUACAUAAAUUUCAACUCUUUUGGCGUUUGUUAUAGUCUGUCCGCAUCUUCCCUGUUUCUUCUUUCUUUGGAACUUUGAAGGAGUAAAACUCUUCUGAUCUCCAUUGAAGGAGGGCUUCGGGCUUUUGGUUUCUUCUUCUUUCAGGUCAUGCGAUGAAUCAGUGGCAGAGGGGUUUGUUUGCUGUGAGAUGAUGUAGUUUGAGAUCAUGGAGUAUGCAAACUAAUUGUACUGAUAUAAUCUUAUUUGUUCCUCCUUGAGACGGAAUAUGUUCAGAAAAUGAAUUGUAAAAGUUACAUUCCUGGACAUUAUUCAACAAGAGACCUUAAUAUGGACAGAGGAAACAGUUGGCCCGUAUACUAUGACAAUAAAUUACUGAGUGGUCAUCUUCAUAAUAAUUGCAUUCUUAGUUCUCUGAAUCUGUAUUCUGAAUAUGACAAAGAAAUGCUCAAACGAACAAUGCUUGAACAUGAAGCCAUAUUCAGAAAACAGGUGCAUGAGCUUCAUCGUCUGUAUAGAAUUCAGAAGGACCUGAUGGAGAAAUUCCAUAAGAAUGGUUCAUACAGAUUACCCACAUGGACCCUCAAAUCAAAAACUAGUUUUUGUUCAUCGGAGACUCAAUCUCAAGUCACAGAAAAAAAAUGGCAAAUGUACAAACAGCCUGCCUUGAGCAGCAGCCAGAGCAAGGAGACAACUACAUUAACUAAUACAAAUGUUUCUCCCAUUAGUACUCUUCAGUCUUGUUUUGAUAUGCCAGGAAAUGGAGCCCUUGAGAAUGAAGUGAAGCUCACUUUAGCCAAUGUAAGCGAUGCUGACGGUGGUGCUCACGAAUAUGAUUCUCGUGGGAAGAAUAGCCUUUUCGGUUGCUUAGCUGAUCUAAAUGAACCUAUCGAAGAUACGUCCUUAGGGGGAACAUCUUAUUCACAACGCUCUCAACAACUUGGCUUGGUUGAGAAUCACAGGCCAAAUGGUUCAUUGAGAUCAACCAAUUCAUGGCUGCAGAUUUCAUCUUCCAAAACUCUGGAUUUUGAUGAAAGUGGUUCCUUGCCUGAACUAGAGAAGGAACUAAGCCAAGUAUGCUCUCAAUUUCUUGGUGAAGCAGAGAAAUCUAAAUUCGAUCUGAGCCUGGGUUCUGAUAAAGAGAAAUGCUCAACGCCCUGCAAACCAAUCCAGAUGAAUCCAAUCAAGGCCAAUGACAUUCUCUUACAAGAUCUUAACAAAGCUGAUAAACAAUUUGCUCAGGAGAAAGGUUAUUCUUCAAAAAUUCCUCGAAAAAGCUCCGACGACGCUGUUUUGGACGGGAAACUAGCUUCAUUGAACAGCAACACACCUUUGUUACCUGCAUGGAUGAAGCCAUUAGGUGGCGAAAAUCAGUGUUCUGCUGGACUUCAAACAAUCUCAAGCUUUGACAAGUCAAAAACAAUGAAUAAAUUGCAGUUUUGUAGUGAUUUAAGGUCAAGUCGUAUUGACAAUGGAAGAUUCUCUUAUCAAAAUGGGUUUAACCUUGGCUUCCACCGAGAUUUUCAUUUCGUUUCUCAACCAGAUGUCUCAUAUAGUAAUCCAAACCUCAACUUGAGAGAGAGUUUGAAUGGAAUAACUGAUCCGAAGCUUAUGGAAACGAGUAAGAUGGAUGGCGAAUGCGAAGUAUUGUCGCUAGAACUCCCGUGGCUCAAGAAAAAGCUCAAUUGGAAUGAGUUUUUGAAAGGAAAUGAGGGAGCAGCAGAAAUAGAAAGACCAGUACCUUCAUGUAACGUGGAAAGCUUUCCAUCAAAUCCGUAUUGCUGUGAGGAGAAAGCACAAAGGAAUGAGGGACCUGAUUGUUUGAGCGGAGAAAAGAUUAUUGGACUCCCUAUUUUCGAAAAGAUUCAACCAAAUCUAAAUUUUUUGAAUGAAAGGCAUCAGCAAGUUCAUGGUUUACAGCAUGGCAGUGUGUUCAGAGACAGAAAUCAUCUUAACCAAGAAAAAAGGUUACCUUGUGAAAAAGGUAGGAGCUUAAUGAAUCAUAUUGAUCUGAAUUGUGAAGUAACAUUCAUAGAAGAACCAAAUCUAUCAAAAAUGUUGCCCGAAAGUACGGUCUGUGCCCCAUCACAGCCAUCGGAUACAUUAUCUUCUUCGAAAGCUUCCUCCUUGAUAGACAUGGAUGCACCUGUCAUACUACCAGAAGAAAAUGACUUGCAACGACAUGGAUGCUCACAUGAUACACUAAUCGAGGAAGCAGCGAAGAGCAUGAUCACGUUGUCAAUCGAUAGAUUCAAGCACGAGUUUGAUGACCAGAACUGCUUAGCUGCCGAACCGCCAUCCAAUAUCUUGCAUUGGUUCGCCAAUAUGGCUUUGUUGAACAUGCACACAAAAAUAUCAGAUUUUGAAAUGGAUCCGUUUGAGCAGAUGACCCUGCAGCUCAAAGAGAUGAAACCUGAGGCGACAUGGUGCAGUUCUCGAGAGAUAGAAAAGGCUAAGGAUGACGAGAAGAGUAAGUCUUUGCUGCUCUUUAAAAAGCCUCGAAGAGGCCAAGCGAGGAAGAGGAGGCAAAGAAGAGACUUUCAGAAGGACACUCUCCCUGGGCUUGCCACACUAUCAAGAAAAGAGAUGGUUGAAGACCUUCAGUUGAUAGGUGGGCUAAUGAAAGCAUCAGGCUUGCAUUGGGAAAUGAGCACCGGACGACGUAAUGGCACGCCGGUGAAGGUCAAAAGAAGGCAAUUGCCAAGAAAAACCACCAUUCCUGAUAUAAAGGGGCAUAACAGACCUCAAAAGACAAUGUUUUUAUUUAAUAAAAAGGCUAAAAAUCCUGAUUUCGAAGUUGGAAGGCCAGGCAUGGUUGGGUGGGGGAGGACAACGAGGCGGUGCCGGAGACCAAGGUGCCAUCUUCCACAAAAUGUCGCUACGGCUCUAACCUGAGAGAGGUGGGGACUGAUUACUACAAUUCUCAUCUUUUUGAAGGGAGGAAAAGUUUUCUUCAGUUCAAUCUUGAUGAUAUUUUACAUGUUUUCUUGGUUAAUAUUCUGUAUUGAGUUGCGUUUUGGUUUACAAACGGCUUGUACAUUUCUAGAAUAAAAAGCUAAAUUAGUUCUUAUUGAAGUAGGGGCUAACGGCUCAAUUUAGCUUGAUAUCUUUAGGAUUUCAUUUAGGAUUUAUGUCAAAGGUGCUAUUUGUAAAUAUUUUGUUUUUGAGAUAUUUAACUUCUUCAUUAACUUUGAUC